CGGGAACGCGCGUCCUGGAUGUGUCGUUCAGUGCGGAAAGGAGCUUCGGGGAGCGGGCUGACACCCGGGGGACACUGAGGAGCCGAGGAGACGGGGUGCAAACCCUGGGAAAAAAAAGUGCUAUUCAGAAUUGGGAAAACCAAAUACAAUCUGGUGUGUGCCUAGAGGAUUGUGCUCCUUGACUUUGAAGAGGUUCAGCCUGGCCUACAACAUCAUCUGAAGAACCUUCAAUUAAAAGCAUCAAGAGGAAGGCAAUGUGGCCAUUGGGAUAAACACAUGUGCCGACCUUACCGUGCUGCUCAAGGGAUAAGUGGAUACAAGCUGUUCCAAUAAAUGUUAUUACUGACAGCAAAACACACCUUGCAGUUCUGAUGAUCGUUGUUGGAAAUACUGCAACACAUUCUCGUGCACAUUACAAUAAUAAGGUCACAUCAAACUGUAUGUGUGAACUGGAAUGUUGCCAUGGACAGAACUCACUGCCUAGAAGAUCAGAACAGUCCCCUCUGCAAAGUCCAAGGACAAGACUAUCAACACGAUGGCCAGAGAUUCACAUCCAACUAUCCUUACCGAUGUAAUCUGGCAGACUUCAAAAUAGAUAAGAAGAUAGGACGGGGGCAGUUCAGUGAAGUGUACAGAGCCAGCUGCCAUCUGGACAGGAAGCCUGUGGCUCUGAAAAAAGUCCAGAUAUUUGAAAUGAUGGAUGCCAAAGCCAGGCAAGACUGCAUUAAAGAAAUUGACCUCCUAAAGCAAUUGAACCACCCGAACGUUAUCAAGUAUCUGGACUCAUUCAUUGAAAACAAUGAGUUGAACAUCGUUUUGGAAUUGGCAGAUGCUGGAGAUCUUUCUCAAAUGAUAAAAUAUUUUAAGAAACAGAAGAGAUUAAUACCGGAGAGGACAGUGUGGAAGUACUUUGUGCAGCUGUGCAGCGCUGUGGAACAUAUGCAUUCCCGCCGGAUCAUGCACAGAGAUAUAAAGCCUGCUAAUGUUUUUAUCACGGCCACUGGAGUUGUGAAACUAGGAGACCUUGGGCUUGGUCGAUUCUUCAGCUCCAAAACCACCGCGGCACAUUCCUUGGUGGGAACACCUUAUUACAUGUCCCCAGAGAGAAUACAUGAAAAUGGCUACAAUUUCAAGUCCGAUAUUUGGUCCUUGGGGUGCCUCUUAUAUGAAAUGGCAGCGCUUCAGAGUCCUUUCUACGGCGACAAAAUGAACCUGUUUUCUCUGUGUCAGAAGAUAGAACAGUGUGAAUACCCUCCCCUGCCCACAGAACACUACUCGGAUAAAUUACGGGAACUGGUCGGCAUGUGCAUUUACCCAGAUCCAGACCAAAGGCCAGAUAUUGGUUACGUUCAUCAGAUAGCAAAACAGAUGCAUGUGUGGACUUCAAGCACAUGAAACCAUGUCAAGGAAGAUGCCAUACACCUUAAUUAUAAAAACUUCUUGCAAGAAGCGGAGGCCCCAGAAGAUCCAGCAAGAGCAGUCUCUUCAGUGGUGUGGCCAGCCCUGGCUAUAAAGGAUUUUGUAGGCCAGGACUCAGGUGACAAUUCUGGGAGAAAAAACAAAAACUCAUAUAUAAUGGAUUGUAGAAGUAAUAUUGCAAACAUAGAACCUCUCGAGAGUUUUGUGUGAUUUAGGUUAGGAUGAACGAGGUACCUUCCAGGAGUACCCAAAUAUAAGUUAGAAUGUGAACGUUAACAUAAUUCCUCCAGUGAACUUGUUCUAGUGUAUAGAGACUUUUUUUUUUUAGGUUGUGUAGUUUCAUGAACCCAUUUGCUGUUGUUCACUCCCAGCAUCUGGACGUAUAAGUGUAUCAAUUAUAUAUAUCUAUUUUUUGCAAAUUAUUAGUUAUUAAUCCUUAAUUCUAAUGUGUUACGUUUUUUUCUUCUUUGGGGGGCUUGAAUAAGAAAUGUUACCCAAGAACUGCGCCAGUGGCCUUCUAUUGGAUAUGGCCCCCUAUGUUAAGAGGUCACUGUAGCUUUGCAUCUAACUUUUUAUUACAAAGACAAGGUUUGCCAAAUGUCACCAUAGAAGCAGUGUUAACCCUGUAGUGGACAAUCCAGAAAAAUAAGGAAAACAAGUCAAGAAUUGUUUAACUGACUGGAUCACUAAGCAAUGUGAAUUCUGAGAAAGUUCAACAUAUUGAAGGAAUUCCUCAAGCUACCGGUGAACUGUAACCCCCAGCAGGCUAUGAGAAAAAAAAGAGAAUCACAGAAUCCUAUACAGGCUUGUAAAGACUUGCUGUUACAGUAUCUGCUGCAAUGUUUAUAACAUAUUGCUUAUUCAAGCUGUUAUUGUAAGGCUGGAAAAACAAGACUUUGCUAAUAAACCAA
Messenger RNA from Hyla sarda, 2330 nucleotides. Its product is annotated as serine/threonine-protein kinase Nek6-like. The record is from RefSeq and is a predicted model, not a curated record. Gene Ontology annotation, molecular function: ATP binding; protein kinase activity. The transcript is spliced from 12 exons. NCBI's taxonomy places the organism in Eukaryota, Metazoa, Chordata, Amphibia, Anura, Hylidae. Gene Ontology annotation, biological process: protein phosphorylation. Bases 463 to 1395 code for a protein of 310 amino acids.